This is a messenger RNA of Tripterygium wilfordii, 1398 nucleotides long. RefSeq lists its product as uncharacterized. The record is from RefSeq and is a predicted model, not a curated record. The transcript has 2 exons. The coding region runs from base 1 to 1398 and encodes 465 amino acids. NCBI's taxonomy places the organism in Eukaryota, Viridiplantae, Streptophyta, Magnoliopsida, Celastrales, Celastraceae.
AUGUUGUAUGCUGCCCAAUCUCCAUUGUGGGAUGGAUGCGAGUCACAUUCAGAGUUGCCAGCUGCGGUGAGGCUUUUAAGCAUUAAAGCUGACUACAACAUGUCGCAGGGUUGUUUCGAUGACGUUGUUCACCUUAUGAAAGAAACAAUGCCUACAGAUAAUAGGAUGCCUGUAACUUUUUAUCAAGCCAAGAAGUCAGUGUCUAAACUCGGACUUGGUUAUCAACGGAUCUAUUGUUGUCCAGACGAUUGUAUGAUAUACUAUAAGGACGAUGCACAUUUGACUCAGUGUAAAUUUUGUGGGGUAAACCGUUAUAAACCUUGGAGAACUGGGCGUGAAAAUUUCAAGGAGAUUCCGAUUAAACUUAUGUGGUACCUACCACUAAUUCCAAGGCUUCAGAGGCUAUUUAGUUCAACAGUUACAGCAAAGGAGAUGAGGCGGCAUUAUGAGCAUCAAUGCGAGUCUGACACCCUAUGUCAUCCAUCUGAUCGAGAAGCAUGGAAAAAUUUUGACAGAACAUAUCAAGAUUUCGCUUCAGACCCACGCAGUGUAAGAUUAGGUUUGUGCGCAGAUGGUUUCACUCCUUUUGGACAAUCUGGUAAGAACUAUUCAUGUUGGCCUGUCAUUUUGACUCCUUAUAAUUUACCGCCUGGGAUGUGUAUCGUAACAUACGAUGUUUCUAUGAAAGAAAAUUUUAUUUUGAGAGUAGCGUUGAUGUGGACUAUCAACGAUUUUCCUGCCUAUGGUAUGCUGUCUAGAUGGACGACACAGGGGAAGUUAGCAUGUCCUUACUGCAUGGAGUGUUCAAAGGCGUUUACGUUGAAAAAUGGUAGGAAAAAUUCAUGGUUUGAUUGUCACAGACAAUUUUUGCCUAUGACACAUCCUUUUAGGAGGAACAAGGAUGCAUUUUUCAAGAAUCGAAUGGAGAAAUCACAACCUCCCCCACGUUUGUCUGUAGAAGAAGUUUUGGCACGAGUUUGGAACUUUCCAAAGAUUACUGAGACAGGGCCAUUAUCAUUGCCGGGAUAUGGCCAAGAUCAUAACUGGACAAAAAAGAGCAUCUUCUUGAAUCUGCCUUAUUGGAGCAAUAAUAUUAUACGAAAUAACUUCGAUGUCAUGCAUAUUGAGAAGAACGUGUUUGACAAUGUUUUCAAUAUGUGUAUGGAUGUUAAGGGAAAAACAAAGGAUAAUGCAAAGUCCCAUCUAGAUCUCUCACAUUAUUGUAAAUGCAGAGCUUUAGAGUUGGUGGAGUAUGACAACGGUAACUCCUUCAAACCGAAAGCACAAUUUUGCCUUAACAUGGAGCAAAGAAGAGCUAUUUGUUCUUGGGUUUCCAGUUUAAAGUUGCCAGACGGUUAUGCAUCCAAUCUAGGCAGGUGCGUAGAUAUGAGAGAAUGA